GCUUAUUCUGUCUUAAUGGGCUUCUGUUACUUAGGUCAAGCACUCAGCCAGUGGUUGUAGACUAGAGAAACAAAGAUAUCAUUACUGUUACUUACCGCACUUAAACAUACACAAUAAUCUUCACAAACAUUACAAAGUGCUUAUUCCCUUAUAUUUACUGUUAAAUUCUGGUAUUUUCAGAAUUCAAAUCAUGCCACACAAAUCCAGGUACGCAAACAAAUGACCUAAUGAUCACUGAACUGCAGCUAAUCAGAAAACCCACAAGGUGGCAAUAUAAGAUCCUUUGAGAUCAGCUCAGGGUUAGUCAGUGAUCCUGGAUCCCACCUUAUGUGGUGGGAAAAAUAUGUAUAAUUUGUAACUAAUAAAACACUGAUUGGAAUAAAGUAUUGCACCGGACAGAUACAAUUACCUCAUAUAUCUCAUAUAGUUUGUCUAUAGAGCUAGUUCGCUCUAAAACAGUAGGCUAUCUUCUGCAUGUUCUGUUGUGCCUCUCGCAAUCUCAAUGAGCUACUACUAAGAUAAAGUUUAAUCUUGAGAAUGACACGUAUGGUACACUCCAUAUGUUUUAAUGUUAUAAGGGCAAUGACUAAGCACAAAAAAAUUGAAUCUUGUCCAAAUAGUUAUGGCAUUUUCUGUAAUAACAUGUAAGACUUGGCUUCAAAAGAAGUGGAAAUGUGACUGGGCAUGAUAGUGGAAAGCCCAUAUACUGGGUCAUAACCCACAGAGCUUUGGAGACCAAAGGGAACAUUAUCAUUACUGCUGUCUGUGCAGACCCAGAGGACUAUACAGGGAAAGGUCACUGAACAGCAUGACACUACAAUUGCAAACACUAUCAGUUUUAGGGAGUAAAGAAGGUUAAGUUUAUAAUUUCUGUUAAUUUUUGUGCUCAUACUUUAAAAAUAUAUUUUUUAGGUGUACUGCUAGUACAGGGUUUCAUUUCUCUGUCAGAAUUUGAGUUAUCAGUUCCAUUUGAAAAAGCUCUAAUCGAAGGUACAAUAAAAUUAGAUAAUAAAUAUUGAGAUUACUGGUCAUAGUUUACAUAAUUGUUGUUGAUUGUUUAAUCUCUCUGAAAGGAAAUUUGAACUGAUGUUUAUUGAAAACGUUGUGGUAAAGGUAUUCAGGAUCCCACCACCAUUAGAUCCAGGUUUAGCCUUCUCUCUCUCCAUCUGUCUCCCAUCAUUAUAUGUUCGUGAGCUCUCUUCCCUCUCCUAUUAUCAGCUGCGGGACUCCCCCUUUCACUUCCUCCCCUCCCCCGACCUGCUCGAAGUAAAACGACCGUCCCUAGUGCUCCAACUUUCUUUGCCUCUGCAUCUCCUAAAGUCAUAGGAUGGCAGCAUUUCUGAAAUCCCUUCGGAAUCUGAAGAAUGAGAUUGUUCUAUUCUCUGCCCCGUUACUUCUUCUCCCGCUGCCUUUAGUCAUUGGAACAAAGGAGGCAGCAUGUGCCUAUGUGAUCAUCCUGAUGGCAGUGUACUGGUGUACAGAGGCCUUACCGCUGGCUGUCACUGCCCUGCUCCCUGCUGUCCUCUUCCCCAUGUUUGGCAUCAUGCAGUCCAAAGAUGUGUGUAUGCAGUACCUGAAGGACACCAACAUGUUGUUUGUGGGAGGACUGAUGGUGGCGGUGGCAGUGGAGCACUGGAACUUGCACAAACGCAUUGCCCUCCGAGUGCUGCUCUUUGUAGGGGUGCGCCCCGCUCUUCUGAUGCUGGGCUUCAUGGGGGUGACAGCCUUCCUGUCCAUGUGGAUCAGUAACACAGCCACCACAGCCAUGAUGGUGCCCAUCGUCCAGGCUGUUCUGGAGCAGCUCAACAACUACACAGAGACUGAGAUGCCUGUGAUCCUCAGUACUGAGGAGAACCCCCAACCUCAGGACCCCACUGACAGCAAACAGACGGAGAAACAGGCAGAGGGACAUGUUGUGGUGACCUGUUUAGACCCGUUUGUGGAGGCUAUCCGGCGUAAGGAGGCUGCAGACAAGAAGAAGAUGUGUAAGGGCAUGACGCUGUGUGUGUGCUACGCUGCCAGCAUCGGGGGCACUGCCACCCUCACAGGGACUGGCCCCAACCUGGUGCUCAAGGGACAGAUGAAUCAGCUGUUUCCUAACAAUGGCGAUGUCAUCAAUUUUGCGUCCUGGUUCGGCUUUGCUUUCCCCAACAUGAUUCUGAUGCUGACCCUGGCUUGGCUCUGGCUGCAGUUUGUCUUUAUGGGAUUCAAUUUUAAGAAGACGUGGGGCUGUGGGGCAGUGAAGACAGAGAAAGAGAUAGCUGUGUACAAUGUGAUCAAGGAGCAGCAUCGUCAGCUGGGCUCCAUGUCUUUUGGAGAGCUGAGUGUGCUGGGUCUGUUCAGUUGUCUGGUGGUUCUGUGGUUCACCAGAGAUCCUGGCUUCGUGGCAGGCUGGGCCACAUACAUCUUCAAUGCUGACGCAGAAUAUGUAACUGAUGCCACAGUGGCAGUGUUCAUCGCUGUCCUUCUCUUCGUCCUGCCUUCCAAGCCCCCACGCUUCUGUUGCAGGAGGUCCCAAAGCUUUGACACUGAGCACCAACACCCAGCUGACCCCACACCAGCUCUGCUGACCUGGAAGGUGGCCCAGAAGAAGUUACCCUGGAGCAUUGUUCUCCUCUUGGGGGGAGGGUUCGCCCUGGCCAAGGGCAGCGAGGAGUCAGGUCUGUCUAUGUGGAUGGGGGACCAGAUGACUCCCCUCCACACCAUCCCACCCUGGGCCAUCGCUAUCAUCCUGUGUCUGCUGAUCGCCAUCUUCACAGAGUGCACCAGUAAUGUGGCCACUGCCACUCUCUUCCUACCUGUCCUCGCCUCAAUGUCCCAGUCCAUUGGAAUGAAUCCUCUGUACGUCAUGGUGCCUUGUACUCUCAGUGCUUCCUUUGCCUUCAUGCUACCUGUGGCCACACCACCCAAUGCUAUCGUCUUCUCAUACGGCUACCUCAAGGUUUCUGACAUGGCUAGGACAGGUAUAGUGAUGAACAUCAUCGGCAUCCUGUGCAUCACUCUGGCCAUCAACAGCUGGGGCAGGGCCAUGUUCCACCUAGACACCUUCCCUACUUGGGCCAACACUACUGGUGUUUGAGGGCACCAAGGGGCCCCGGUCCACACCAUGAGGAAUGCACAUAGAGGGCCCCUAAUGUGCCAUGGACCUCUGGCGAGAAAGGCACCAACGUGACUGGUCGUGUUAGGUUGUUGGGAGAAAAGCCACAUAGCUUCCAUUACAAAGGACACUUGAAUCACCCUGUGGAAAGAGAGGAUGGAUGGAUGGAUGGAUGAGUGGGUGGGUGGAUUGGAGGAUGAGUUUAACUGGAGAGAAGAAUGAGGUUAAAAGUAGCACUACUGUACUUUUAAUGCUGUAAUGUGUUAUACAGAGUAUGUCCAGUUCCAUUUAAAAUGCCCAAGUAUUAUCUCCAUCACAUUAUCAUGUUCUCAACUUCUCACUCUCAGAAGAAGGUUCUGUCUCAUAUUUGUUGGUCUGUUUAUAUCUCAAGACCCAUAGUUGAAAUCCAUUUGGGGUUUAAGAUUUUUGAUAAACUGUUAAUUUGCACAAAACAGCUUCUGAACUAUGUUUCCAUGACCAAAUAAUGUCAUCUUCUCUGCUCUCUGCUCAUCUAUAGUCUUAUAUUAACUUGUUUUAAUUUUGCUCGUAGUCAAUGGUGAAACAUGGUGCAAUGUACUACCGACCCCAUUUGAACUUUGAAUACUGUAUGACUGUAUAACUUGAGAUCCCUCUGUACACACUUUUCUAAACUUGAAUCAUUGGGGCUGGAAAAUGCAAAACAUAUUGAAAACUCCGAUAUGUGAAUAUACUGUACGAUGGUUACUGUGUGCUGACACUUUGAUGUUUCUCCUUUGUUAUAACAGUAAUAUAAUAUGUAAUUCAAUACUUUUUAUUGAAUUAUUGGUAUAUUAUCUUGAUCAAAAGUUGUAUAUUUAUGAGAUGUAAUAUAGUUUAUAGUGUAUUGUAUAUGGUGCUUGCUAUUGCACCCUCUGAAAUGGACAAAAUGUCAAAGGUAAUGUCUGGGCUGCUUGCAUGUACAGUCAGAGAUGGGCAAAAAUGACAAGAUACAAUUACAAAAUACAAUUACAGAAUACAAUUACAGAAUACAAUUACAAAAUACCAUAAAGAUCAAUGUAUCAAAAUAAACUACAAAAUACUUGUAUUUUGAAAUGUAUUUAAUUAAAUUACAUGUAUUUUGUAUUUUAAAAUACAGAAAUAGAUUUGCAAGUUGCUGGCCCGAACUGCAACAACAUUCUCAGUAACGGUUACAGAAACGUUUUACUUGCUGUGACUGUGAUAUGUUGUUAUUUAUCUACCUUAGGUAAAUGCACUGACUGCAUAUGUGAAAAUGAACAUACCAAACUGAACUGCAAAGUACACUGUGUAUUAUUAUUGGCCUUGUUUCGGGGUCAUGUCUAGAUGGGAUACAGCUUAACCUAAUUUUCUAACCUGCUAAUAAGUUAAUUAUCCUAACCUACUGCGUAAGUCCUCCUAAACCUGCUAUGAAAAGUCAAUUUUGACAAAGCUGUGUCCCUUUUACACAAAAUCUUUUUUUCGGGGCGAAGCUCAUUAGAAUAAUACUCUGCUUGCUUUGCAAUUGUCCAUUUUUACAUACACAUUUAUAUUUAGUUCAUUUAGCAGACCACACCAUAGUGCUGUUAGACUUCUGAUACCAAUGCAAGGUGAAAGGGAGCCACAAAAUGGUGAACCGCUAUACAAAAUGAAAAUACUAAUUACUGUACAGCUCUUGAAAGUAUCUUGUUACAAAAUACAUUGGAGUGUAGUUCAGCCCAGUGUAAUAUAAAUGACAAAA
Messenger RNA from Salvelinus namaycush (lake trout), 4811 nucleotides. RefSeq names its product solute carrier family 13 member 5-like. Bases 1328 to 3079 code for a protein of 583 amino acids. Gene Ontology annotation, molecular function: citrate transmembrane transporter activity; sodium:dicarboxylate symporter activity; succinate transmembrane transporter activity. Lineage: Eukaryota; Metazoa; Chordata; Actinopteri; Salmoniformes; Salmonidae. The transcript is spliced from 12 exons. Gene Ontology annotation, cellular component: membrane. Gene Ontology annotation, biological process: monoatomic anion transmembrane transport; citrate transport. The record is from RefSeq and is a predicted model, not a curated record.